Messenger RNA from Parascedosporium putredinis, 2904 nucleotides. The record is from the annotation of a GenBank genome assembly. Lineage: Eukaryota; Fungi; Ascomycota; Sordariomycetes; Microascales; Microascaceae.
AUGGGUAAUAUCGCGAGCAGACCUGACGAGGGUGGCGCCCUCUACCUCAGAGAUCAAAAUCGCCUUUUUGAGAGCUACUGCUCCGCCGUGGCUGCCUUCGCCCUGCCUGAUCCCGAACCUGCUAACGGGGCACCUGAUUUCCUGCUCAAGGUUGUAAACGACGACGAACUCAUAUUUACCUUCACUUUCAUUCUUCGACGAUCGCCCACCACCCCCUCAGAAGCCGCCGCGCAGGCGCCAGAUACACGUAUCAACGCGCUUACCUAUGUCUAUGCCUCGACCCCAAAGGAGGUAGAGAACUUGGUCACACGCGAAUUCAAUGCCGAUCCAAAUCUUCACAGGAACUCCAAUGUUGCCCUAGUUGGAGACUACGCGACAGAGGGGAACUCAUCCGUCACGUUUGUGUGGAAGUGGAAGUGGAAGCCUCCUCGGCUCAGCGAUGAUCGUAGUAAUGGGUGGAGGAAUUCGUGCAGCGUCCCCCAUGUCUCUGAGCAACCCUUCCUCCCCGAUACCCCCGUUGCUCUUGGCAUCACCCCUAAGCCUAGAGCUGUCUCGUCGCAAACUGUCGACUCCCACAUCAGCGCCAUGGACCAGGAUGAGCCUGUGUCGCCUCUGGCGCCAAUCUAUGAGCCGGGGAUCGGCGGCUUUCCGCCCAUGUCUCUAGCGCAGGCUGGUGGUCCUGUGCAACCCGGCCCGCCUCCGACCGUGCGAGAGCCCGUAAAAGUCGACGUAGCGUGUCCUAAGCCUACGGAUGAUGUGACGGUAGCAGACGACGGCCCCUUAUUCCGAGCCACCAUCAAGGCACUGGAGCAGAAAACGGGCAACAUGCGUGUCAAGCUGAAACGAGUCCUCAAGCAAGCCGAGCGAGCGUAUAACGCUCAGAUGGAAGCCAACGACGCGCUCGCCAACUUCACGGAGUCCGGAUUCCAAAAGAGGGAUUUUGAGGAGGAGAGCAAAGAUUACUACAGCUACGUUUCUCGAUAUCUAGGUCAGCGGCACGACUCCGUCAAGGCUAAGAAGCUUGCCGAGAGUGACAGCAAAUACCAGACAAAACGACGGAACUUCGAGUUAAAGAGGUUCGAUUACUCUAGCUUUAUGCAGGACCUCCACGGUGGCCGCAAAGAGCAAGAGGUCCUCUCGCAUCUCACCAAAUACGCCGACGCCCAGACGCAGGGUUUUCUAACCGCGGCCCGAAAGAUUGAUUCUCUCUUGCCCCAACUCGAGGCCCUUUCGAGCGAAGUGCAAGAGGCUGAUAAGGAAUACCAAUACCAACGUCGGGAGAGGGAAGAGAAGCGUAGGCUUCUAGAAAAGAGCAAUCUCUCUUACGUAGAGCCGGAACCAUCUCAUUCCGAUACGGAACUUGGCCGCGCCGACAGCACCGGCUCUCAGUGGAGGCCUGCCAACCCUAGUCCCGCCGGGCCUGGCGUAUCGUCUAGUGCGGCAGAGCUAUCGAGGUCUCCUGGCAGCCUCUCACAAGCCACUGCCUCGGUUGCAGCGCAGAAUGCCAAGUUCAAGGGAAUUCGCGAUCUCGAAGAGCGCGACUACGGCCAGUUGAAUAGCGGUGGUCGGUCGAUAUCUCAGAGAAAGGAGGGCUUGCUCUGGGCUCUGAGUCGCCCCGGAAGCCAUGUUGAUCCCAGGGCCCAGCUCAAGGCUGGCUGGCACAAAUUCUGGAUCGUCCUGGACCAAGGGAAGCUUUCCGAGUACAGCAACUGGAAACAGAGACUAGACUUGCACAUGGACCCUAUAGACUUGCGGAUGGCGUCUGUCAGGGAAGCGCGCAACGCCGAACGUCGGUUUUGCUUCGAGGUCAUCACCCCGAAUUUCAAGCGCGUUUACCAAGCCACCUCUGAAGAAGACAUGAACUCGUGGAUCAUGUCGAUCAACAAUGCGCUCCAAAGCGCUGUGGAAGGACGCGGGCUCCGAGAAAAGCCGGAACCGACCACUCCAGUUGUCGAAUCUAGCGGCAAUUCCUUCAAGCGUGACAUCACGUCCAUCCUCACCGGCAAGAGCCCACACCACCACCACAUCGUGCCGCCCUCGACGAAUCGAACCGUCAGCUCCAAUUUUGAAGAUGACCCCGACAGAUUGCUUCAAAUGUUGCGCGACAACGACAAAGGCAACAAUUGGUGCGCCGACUGCGGCUCUGGGUCCAAGGUUGAAUGGGUUUCAAUCAACCUAGCCAUCAUUCUCUGCAUCGAGUGCAGCGGUAUUCACAGAUCUUUGGGCACGCACAUUAGCAAAGUCCGCUCCUUGACGCUAGACAUCACGUCUUUCACGCCCGAUAUCGUCGAGCUUCUCCUUCUUGUGGGCAACCGCGUCUCAAAUAUGGUAUGGGAGGCGAGGCUAGAUCCCUCCCUAAAGCCGGCCCCGCAGGCAACGAGAGAGCAGCGGCUCAAGUUUAUCACAGCCAAGUAUGUCGACCGCGCAUACAUAGAACCCAUUUCGCCAACGCUCUCCCGUUAUGGUACUCCGGAUGAGACGUUGUUAGCGGCCAUCAAGAAAAACGACGUGCAGCAGAUCUUCCACUCAGUCUACUUGGCCUUGGCUGCCGCUGACCCCGCUUCGCCGGCCCCGGCAACGGCAACGCCAGGGCAGGGCAGCCCAGAUCGCGCCCCCGAGCCUAGCUACAAGCCAGUGCCUUUCCCCAUUGCCGAGCUUCUCAUCCAAAACGGGGCGGAAAUCCCCGUGGCUCUGCCUGCCUUCCCGCUCGGCCGUAGCGCCGCUCAGUACAUUGAAGCGAAGCGAUCACGGGCCGCAGGCAUGUCGGGAGAGGGACUCAUGCCCCACUCCAAUAGUGUUAGCCUGAGCCAGGAGCAAAAGCUGCAGCGGGACAAGGAGGCGCGCCUUCAAAAGCGUGUCAGCGCCGGCGGCCGGCUUGCCAAGUCGCCCAUUCCCGAGAAGUAG